Molecule: messenger RNA, 770 nt
Organism: Candidula unifasciata
Lineage: Eukaryota; Metazoa; Mollusca; Gastropoda; Stylommatophora; Geomitridae
Source: the annotation of a GenBank genome assembly
AACUAACUGGCAAUGUGCCACUGUGUGGCAAUGGAAUCAUUGACAAAGGGGAAGAUUGCGAUGGAGGUGGAAUGGGUCUCAGUGGAUUAGACAAAUGCUGUUCCAGAGAGUGCAAGUUCAUUGGUAAUGCCACCUGCAGUGCCACCAACUCAGAAUGCUGUAAGAAUUGCCAGAUGGCGCCACGAAACACCCUGUGUCGUGGAGCCAGCAGAGAACUAUGUCAAGAGGCGGCAUUUUGUUCUGGUCUGAGCUUAGACUGCCCCCUGUCCAGUCCAAUGAAAGAUGACACUCCUUGCAUUGAUGAAGGCAAAUGCAUCAAUGGGACAUGUCUAGACUACUGUGCUUAUGAGGGUUAUCUGAUCAAUCGGAUAUUUAAACCAUGUCGCUGUGAGGAAGCUGAAAGCUCUUGCCUACGCUGCUGUAUGUCUGCCGAGGAAGCCUGUAGACCACUGAAUAAAUCCAGCAGCUUUGACAGUUUUCUCCAGGAUGGGAGGCCUUGCCAGUAUGGAUACUGUGAGGCUGGAAAGUGCCAGAAAGCAAGUGCCAACAUGAUUCAGAGAUUGUUCGACUUUAUAGAGCACUUGGAUUCUAGCACCUUUGUGGCCUUUAUGAAGAGCAACAUUGUUGGAACCAUCAUCGUGUUCUCUCUUGUUGUGUGGAUCCCACUGAGCUGGACAAUUAGUUGUAUUGACAAGCGCAAUGCAAGGAAGUCCAGAGAACAGGAUCUUCGCUGGGUCAGUAAUGAAGCACUUCUGUUUCAGUCCUUGCAG